CAAGCCCCGCCCCACAGCUGGUGAAACGCCGGGAGCCUGUGACUGCUGGCUGGCUGGGCCCCGGUGGCCCUGAGAUGGUUUUGCGCAUGCGCAGUUGCGGCACAUGUGGCAAAGCCAGGCACUGUGGUUGGCGCCAGGCGUCGGAUGGGAUGUGUCUUAUAUCGUGUGAGUGUUAUUUUCGGUGGUGUUGUAAAGAAGAAACUGGGGAUCCGAUGAGGGAAUGAAUUCCCAGGUGGAUGUCGUAAAGGCCGAGCCACCUGUUGUACCUGCAUCUCCGAGACCGAGCGAGCCCGUGCUGGUCGCGUUCUUCAGCGAGUGUAACGUGUGCCAGGAGCGGUUCGCCUUGCACGAGGACCUGGUGCGGCACAUGACCUGUCACUUGGUGACGCACCCCGUCGCCUGCCGCCGCUGCCCAGUGCGCUGCGCCACCUCGGCCCAGCUCUCCGACCACAUCAAACAGCACCACGUGACUCUCAAGAGACGCAGGAAACCCGCCCCGGCCAAGUUUGACCGCCGGCUGCGCUGCACCGCGUGCGGCAUCGACAGCUUCCCCAGCUUCAGCUACUUCCACGACCACCACCUGUACCACCAUCUGGCGCGGCGGCCGGAGCCGCAGGUCAUUCUGGAGCGUCCUCCAAUCGGUGCGGCGGCUGGCGCCGCCCUCAAACUCACCCUGCGCCGCAGCAGCCAGGAAGCAGAACGGCCUGCCGCACCAGUUUCGAGACGGAGGCACCGCCAGCCACGGACGGGCCCUGUCAACAGCAGCUCUCAUACCCUCCCAACGCUGCAGCUGCUGCACUGGGGCCAUGUGAUCCCGUCGGACGGCUGCUCCUCGACCGGCUCCGACUCGGGCAUGGACUCCUCGGAGACCGCGGCGCCGCCCAGCAGCGGCACCGUCUCGUGCUUCGUGUGCAACGUGCCGCUGCCGGACGUGCGCUCGCUGCAGGAGCAUCUGCUGACGCACCAGAGCUCGCUGCAGUGCAGCAUGUGCCCCUUCAAGGCGAACUCCGUCAGCGACUUGAAGGCGCACAGCGUCACGUUCCACGGCAAGAUGCAGACGGGCGCGAUCGGCCGUCCGCCCAACAGUGACAUGUCCGGCCACAUGACCAGCCUGCGGCCCAUGGGCGGCCAGCCGGGCCCGAAGCGGCCGAUGCCGGGUCUGGUCGGCCACGACCCGAGCAAGCGGCCGCGACCCGGCAUUCCCAUCCAGCCGGACAAGUCUGACUGCCAGGUGAUCGCCGUGCAGCGGCGCCAGCAGGGCGUGCCCGUGAUCCAGAACGUGGAGGGCAGCGCGUACGCGUCCGGCGCCGGCGGCUCGACCAUCCGUCUCAGCGACUCCAUCACGCUGAGCGUGCAGGGCGCGCAGCACGAGAAGGCGCACCUGGGCGGGCCCAGCCAGAACCUGCGCUGCCGCGUGUGCGGCAUCGUCAUGCAGAACCUGGCGCUGCUGCAGCAGCACAUGCAGACGCGGCAUGGCUCCGCGCUGCCGCCGCCGGCCCAGGUCAGCCGCGAGCAGCUGGAGGGGCUGGGCGUGCGCGGCUUCCUGCCGGUGUCGCAGGUUAACCAGCGCCAGGGCCAGCUGGGGCUGCCCAUCAUCAGCCUGCAAGGACUGGGCAAGACGGGGCCCAGCCCGCGGCCCGUGGCCUUCUUUAACCUGGGACCGGUGCGGCCGCUGCGGUAG
Pollicipes pollicipes is the source of this 1681-nucleotide messenger RNA. RefSeq names its product flt3-interacting zinc finger protein 1. The coding region runs from base 221 to 1681 and encodes 486 amino acids. The record is from RefSeq and is a predicted model, not a curated record. The transcript is spliced from 10 exons. Gene Ontology annotation, biological process: regulation of DNA-templated transcription. Gene Ontology annotation, molecular function: DNA-binding transcription factor activity, RNA polymerase II-specific; RNA polymerase II cis-regulatory region sequence-specific DNA binding. Lineage: Eukaryota; Metazoa; Arthropoda; Thecostraca; Pollicipedomorpha; Pollicipedidae.